Messenger RNA from Belonocnema kinseyi, 8167 nucleotides. RefSeq lists its product as uncharacterized. The transcript has 6 exons. Bases 171 to 7916 code for a protein of 2581 amino acids. NCBI's taxonomy places the organism in Eukaryota, Metazoa, Arthropoda, Insecta, Hymenoptera, Cynipidae. The record is from RefSeq and is a predicted model, not a curated record.
AAUUUUCUAGGAAAAGGAAAAGAAUUAGUGCUGAAUAAAAUUAAUGAAUUAUUUAAUUUCAAAUUUGAAAGUGAAACCCAUCAAGCACUAAGAAAUGGAUAACAAUACAAAAUAAAAAACAUUUUCAUUACAAGAAUCAACUUUAAGGGUUUCUGGAAAAAAUGUGAAAAAUGGCUAAUAAGAAUGGGAAAGAAGAAAGUAAAGAAAGGAGGAAAAAACUGAAAGAACUUGCUGUAUGUGGGGAGAUAUUGUCGGAUAAUGAAGUCAAUGCCUUCGAUCAAAUCGGAAAACAAGCAGCUGAGAAAAAUAUUUCCAGCGAUGAUGAAUUUGACGAAGAAAUUUAUAAUAAUUAUCGGAGACUGACCCAGAUUCCAGAUAUUCAGGAAGAAACUCGUUCUUUAACUCGAAUCGAACUCUACUUCCCUCCGGAUGUUCCAUUCGGCUCAAGGUCCGGAACCCUUCACCUCAAAUCAAGAUGUUUUCCACCUCUUUCUCGAGGUCUUCAGGGAGUUGCGGUGGCAGUAGCUGCAUUUGCAACAACAGCAGUUUUGAAGCCUAAGUGUUGGAAUGAAGCAAUAAUCGAUCAAAUAGUCGAUGACGGCGAUACGUACUACACUGAGUCAUAUAAGGAUAUAACUAUAAAUGAGCGGACUAAAUUAACUCUUCUCGAUUACAGAAAUGACCUUAUCAUUCGAAAUUCUCAUCGGGUGUUGGUGAUAGUUGAUAAACCCGCCUUUGUAGGGAGAUUUCGAUCACAGGAUCCGAGAGUUUUACACCUGGUCAAGGCCUUUGAACUUUUUUUCAAACGAUACGAGGCUGGGAUUCUAACAUCUCCGUGUUUGAAUAUCGCUAUCUGGAAAGAUGCAAAUCACUUCUAUAUCUUUGAUGGACAGGCACGCAAAAAAAAUUGCGAGUUGGCAGGAAAAGAAGAGCGAGGCGCCGCUAAGCUGAUUCUAUUUCAGGAUAUGAUUGGCCUCUAUUUCAUAAUUCUUGAAAAAAGUAAUGUAUCCAACGAAAAAUUUGUACUCUAUAACAUAAACAUUGUGAGCGCGGAGAAGCUUCCUCCAGGAGGGUGCGAAGAAGAAUUGAAAAAACCCGCUGGGGAAUUGAAGCUUUGGCCAAGUGGGUACAAAAUUCAAAGCGAAUUUCGAGCUGUGUUGCAAGGAUCUUAUCAUCUUUAUCAUCCAGUACUUCCUGAAAAACUUCAAGGUCGUGGGGAUCUUGUAGUAGCUUUGGCUGUUAUUAUCUAUUCCCGACUGGUGGAAACCAAAAAGUGGAAAACACCCAUGCUUGAUCUCAUUUUUAAUCAGGCUCAUAUUUAUUUAAUAGAUCUUGCGAGGGUCCUCGGAAAGAAGUUCGAUGACACUUUCGACCUCAAGGUGGAAGAGUUAAUUAGUGAUGUGAUACUUGGAGUAUACGCGGCCAAGAUUAAGGUCGAGGUGAAUGUUGUGCCAGGCCAGGGAAAGAAAGACAAGGAGACUAUUGAAACCGGUAUUUGUGCGUUCUUCAAGAUGAACGAAUCAGGAAUUCUUGAAAUAAAAAAGGUGUAUUAUGCAAUUUGGAAAGAAGGUAACAAGUUUUAUUUGCUAGAUCCAUUCGCAUGUGACGAGGAAGGAUUCAGACCAGAUCCGCCAGGUCCUGAUGACGAGGCGAGAUACAAAACGGCAAAGGCUUGCGUCACGAUGAACAGUUCAAUAAAUGAACUAAUUGAGACACUUUUGAGAAACACAGACAGCAAAGAAAAAGAUCCUUUCAUAAUACAUGGAAUUCAAGUUUUGUAUAUUAAAAGUGGCUCUAAAACGAAUCCCUCUUUAAAUCGGGUUAUAUAUAGAAAGGAAAAUACUUAUCGAAGACCAAAACCCCCACCUCUUCCUCCGCUAAUCAUUGAUGAUAAGUGUGAAACUGUGAUAGACAUGGUUCCUAGGAAGCGUCCUCCAAAUGAAAAGUUUAAGAAUGUGAAAACCGAAUUUCCCGAAUUGAUGGAUAACGUUGAGGAGUUCAUGAUGAAAGAUGAUGAACCUACUACUUUUAUUGUAGGUGAACCUGAUGAAGUUAAGGAUGGAAAGGUAGUUUCUAAAAAACUGGAUGAAGAUCCUUUGAGAGAGAAGGUAGUUAACUUUAUCAAGGGAUAUAAAAUUGUGAAUCCCCAUCGUUUGAUACUUCAAGGAUCUAAAAACUGUUUGGCUAAAGAAUUUGAAAAGUCAAUGAGAGGACGUCAAGGAAUUGUGAUAGCUUUAACGGCCAUUGCUUAUGAAAAACUGAAAGAGACUUCUCAGUGGCGUAGUAUAGACGUUAAUCAAGUUAUCGAUGUAGGUCAUAUGGCUUUCGAGAACAUCAUGUUGUGGAUUAGUCGAGGAAGUCCUGCUGAGAAAGAUGAAGGAGAACAAGAAGAAGGUGAUAACGAAGAUGAUGAUGAAGAGGAUGAUGACGAUGAAGAAGAGGAAGAAGAAGACACUGAAGGCGAAGAAGAUAAUGAAGAUGAUAACGAGGAAAAAAAAGAUGAAAAUAAAGCUCCAAACCUAAUAUCUGUACCAAGCAACUUUGAACUCUCAAUGUUACCGGAAAAGUUAAAACUUGGUGAAAACUUCGUGACUUUCAAACGAAAAAUGAACCUGGUAAAGGGUAACGCUAAUCCACUCGCAAAUCUGGGAGAAGCCUUCGAGUGUUAUUUUAAACGUCAUUCGGAACUCUUGAUCGAAAAUAAGAAGCUUUCUUACGGUAUUUGGAAAAGAGAAGGAAAAUAUUACGUCUUCAAUCCUUAUGGAAGUGAUGAAGAAGGUUGGAGACUCAGAGGUCACCCCGCUUCCCUUGCUGUUACAGAUACCGUGAAUGAACUCACCGAUUUAUUUCAUGGUAUUCUAGAGUUUAACGAUCCGGUGUUUUGCUUUCAUUUUGUGGAAAUUGAGUCGAUACAGCCGAAUAAUAAGUACAUAGCAAGUAAUCCUUCAGAAGUGGAUGAGGAUGAGAAGGAAGAAAAGUACCUUACAAGGUUGUUACCUAUCACGGAUGAAGAUUUGUUCGAACCGGAACCAGAACCGGAAAUUAAAGAAGAUGAACAGGUUGCAGAAGAAGUUAAAGAGGACAAGAGUGACGAAGACGUUGAUGAUGAGGAUGAAGAACAAGAUGAUGAAGAAGAUGAGGAUGUAGAGGAAGAAGAUGAAGGUAUAGAUGAAGAUGAUAAGGGAAUACAAGUAAAUGUUCCUGAGGUAAUAGAAAAGGUCAUCGUUGAUCCUCUCUUAGAAGUUGAGGAACAGGAUCAACCAGAUACACCAGAAAAUUUAAACCUUUCGCUUAUAACUGGUGCUGUUAAAAUAGAACUGCACACUGAAAAUGAACAAGAGAAAGUAAAUGAAGAUGCUGAAUAUGAAAGGCUUAAGUACUGCUUCCCUCCUCCCUUCGUACUACCUCCGAAACAAACAUUAGAAGCUCUACUUAAAGCUAAAGAAGCCACCAGAUCGGUACCUUCUUUAUUGUCAAGAUUUUCAAUUGACUCGAAAUUAGCCACGAAGGAAAAAUGUGAUUUGCCUGGAAGCCAACCUACUGAAAUGGCUAGCAUCGCAAAUUUGGACUCAUCUGAAGAAGGAAAGAUGUCUAGAAUCAUUAAAUUACCACCGAAGAAAUACCUCUUUUCAAGAAUACCUCCAAUUGGUUUAACACCGAUUAGAGCGAUUGAUGAUGACUUUAUUCAUAACGACGAUGUGAAUGAGCAAAAAGAAGAAGAAUGCAUAAGAUCAAAAAACGUUGAUAGAGUCAGUGAAUUGGUUUUGAAAGAAGAUCCUAAAAUACCUACUGGGAUUAGAGUCACCCCUAAGAUUCUUCCGCUAGGUCUGGUUAUCAGUACUCCUAUAUUGAAAAAACGCAAAGCUUGUUCAGAAAAGAAAAAAAGGGAAUGUAAAAUAUCAAAAAAGGAUAAAGGGGAUGUCAUUCUGGAGAAACUUCUUUGCAACACUGAAAACGUUUUGUUUGAAAUUCUGUUUCCCAAAUUGAAAGAUGAAAAAAAUGACAACACAAAUGAAGAAAAAGAAAUGAAAUCAGAAACGGAAGCAGAAGUUCAAGAAACUGACGAAGAUGUCGAAGACAAACAGAAACUAAAAGUGAAGUAUUCUAACCACAAUGAAGGAAAUAAACCAGUAGAAUCAGAAAUCGUAGGUUUUGAAAAGACGGAAGAUGAAAAAAUUGCUAUAAUCAAGGGAAAUAUGUUUUUAGAAAAUAGAGCAGUGAUGGAGGAUUGUCACUUUAAAGCAUGUUACUUUGUUGCAAUUCUCUGUAUCAUAGCAAAAAUUACUAGGAACGCAAAUAGCUUUCGUGGUAGUAUUCUGGAUCAAUUAAUAAUCAUUGGAGAUAAAAUUUACAAACGGACCGGAAAGUUGCGAUACAAGCCAGUAAGAUGGUUCCACAAUAUUGAGUUUCUCGAGAUAAAAUGUAACGUGGUUCUAAAACAAGUACAGUAUGCUGAUCCGGGAAAUUGGGAAGAAGAUGUUAUAUCUAAGGCGCUGAGUACCUACAUACAAAAAAAUCAUACGGGAAUAUUGGUUUUUGGAAAUGCUUCAUAUGCUUUCUGGUUUGAAAAUAACAUGUACUAUCUCUUUGAUCCUUAUUCCUGUGACGAAAAUGGACGAGUUAAUGAAAAAGGAUUUGCUUGUUUAAUGAAAUUUUGUGAUCUGCCAUCCAUGAUCGAAAGAAUUAGGGAGAAUACUGGAGAAGCAGUUCAGAAACCGUAUCGAUUAUAUUCCUUAUCAGUGGCGCAUUUUGAACUUCAAAAGCGACAGCAAAUUCAACAGAAGUGUAUUAAAAAUAAAAACUGUGUUGAAACAAAUAAUGAAAUAGAAGAUGAAGAUAAAGAAGAUCAAGAGACAGAGGAAGAGGAGAAAUUAAUAAGGACACCGGAACCGUCAUUUUCAAUAAUUGAAUUAUCCAAAUGGGUCACUAAGGAUAAGAAAUAUGAGAUCCUAUUUGAUAGGACAAUGCCAGGGUUUACUCCUUUAAAGAAUUACAAUGGAUCAGCUCUCGAGGUUCCUGUUGUCGAGAACGAUAUAACAAGGCCAGAGCAAGCGCCGUUUAAGAAAAUAAAAAGAAAAGCAGGUGACCAUGAUAAAAAAAUCCUUGAGGGAAUGGUGAGGUUGAAGCCCUACAAUCGAAAGUUCAAGGAACACUCCUAUAUUCUGGAACCCAUUGACCUAUGUGUGAUGGGAUGGGCGUGUGUUCAUGAUCCGAUUUCCUGGGGCGUUAAAACAGUGAAAGGAUUAUACGAAGCCAGCAAGGAUUACGCGUUUGAUAGUUUACUGGCGAGUGAAGACUCCACAGUUACGGAAAUGACGGACGGCGUUUUGCUCGAAUUCAAUAUAGCGAAUUACUCUUUUCGUAUCGUGUUCGCACCUUUACACGAAGGUAAGCUUUAUGUGACCGAAGGGUGGAAUUUAGCCAUGUCAAUAAAAAAAGUUUUCGAAACCCCAAUUUACACUGGCGCCAUUAUAGUGUGUGGAAAGAGCCACAUUGGGGUGAUGAGGAAAAAUGCAAACUAUUAUGCUUGGUGGGCGGUGCAAGGAACAAAAAAUUUGAGAUUCAUCACCUCAGAAGAGAUGAUCGAUUUUUUGAAGCUGAUCGUUCAAGAAAUUGAUGAACCAGAGGAAAAAAAGUUUCUAAUGAGGGUAGUGACGAUUUCGUAUGCUAGAAAAUUGGAUCCCGAUUGCAGCGAUACCACAGGGUUGCAUGAGACUGUGGAACCCGCAACAUCUUUGGCUGAAAUCCAUAGAAAAGAGGGUGAACCGUAUGAUCUGGAAGCUAUUUUCCGUCCAACUGUAUUGAGUUCCAAACCGACUUUCAUCUUUGGAACUGUUGCUCUAAGAAAUCGAGAAAGUUUGAAAGAACCUAGAGUAAAAAGAUGCUACUUUGUGGCUCUUUUGGCCGUCAUGGUGAAGAGAGAUAUUGUACAGAGUCCUCUACCUGGAAUGGUUGAUAAAGUGAUUGAAGUAGGUGAGAAUUUGUACAAGGAAUUUGAUAGUCCAAAGUUUCAUACUGAACAUAUUUUGACAAACGUCACGGUGAUGGAUAGGAUAUUUGAGUUUCGAGAUUGUGCAUCGCCUUUGGUAGAGCUGAAAGAAGAUCCUAUUACUGGUGAGAGUAAUUUCUUCGUCGUAGUCAGAACAGAACUUAAAAAGCACUUUAGAACACACACUGAUGGAAUUCUACACUUCACCAAUUGCUGUUACAGUUUCUGGUACUCGAUAUCUACCAAUCGUUAUUAUUAUCUUGAUCCUUAUCAGUGCAAUAAAAAAGGAAGGAAAGUAUCAUCAGGUGGAAGAAGCUGUCUUUUUAUUUUUUCAAAAGUCUGUGAUAUGGUGCAACAAAUGUUUCUGAAUAAAUUCAAGGACACUACAGGAUUCUUCAUUCACAAUCUUCAUGUGGAAUCCGUCAAUGAGUUGCCUAGUAAUAAAUUUCAAGAAGAUCCAAUAUGGGUAUAUCUUGACUACCACUGGAGCUUUUCCCAUGGACUUGAAAUCAGGAAAAAAAAGAAGGGAUGUAAGAUUAAAAUGCAGCAAAUAAAAAGGAAAGAUAAACCCUCUUGGAAUCACUAUGUGAUUGAGAUUCCGAAUUUAAUCUACUCUGUUUGGGGUACUAUAGGAAGUUAUGAUUCUCGAUUUGGCGAACGAGCUGGCAAGAACCAGGCAGCAAUUUGUGUGGCUAUUUUGGCAAUGCAAAAUUUGAGCCAUCCUUCACAAUGGGGACCUUCAAUUCUUGAUUCAGCGGUAAUAUGCGGCGAUUGUUUCUACACAGAGAGCUUGAAAAGUUCAGUAAGAAACUGUUGUCCUCAUCCAAACAGAUUUAAUCUUCAGACUUGUUUUAAAGUUUUUCCACACAUCUGGUCAAUUGACUUUAAGCCAAACAUGUGUGGAAUUUUGUACGGAGGAAGAACCGGAAAGCCUUUAGCUGUGAUUCUGAAAUUGGCUUUGAAAGAAGCUCCCAAUAUUUUGAUCGAAUGUGCAAACACAGUUCUGGCAGUUUGUAGUUCAGAUGACGGCUUUUAUGCUGCCGAUUCUCGUUGGACAGGACCACCCCUUCAUCAAAAAAAUCACGGUUCUGUUUACGUUCUUCGUUGUAAAAACAUAAAUAGUCUAGUUUAUGCUCUCAUCAAAAUUUUGAAUACCAACCAAAGACUAGAAUUCUACGUUACACCUGUAAUCUUUGACUUUAGUCAAACAGACUCUAGGGUCGGUGGAAAUAAUAAAAAGAAGAUUCUUCUUGAUCCUGUUCGAACAACGCCAGGACGAACCAUACAAGAAUGGCCCUUAAUUCCUGGCGCCGUCACUGUUCCUAAUGAAGAUAAUUAUCAACAAUAUAAAAGAAACUUGAAGUUGGGACUACAGUACGGAAAAAUUUUAGAAAAUCCGCCAAUACAAUCACCUGAACCCAGAAUCAGCAAGGACAAAUUGAACAAUGUGCUAAUAAGUACACUUUGGCAUUCAGACGUUGAAAAAGUUAUUCCAAAGGAGUACACAAGACAAAUUUUUGAUCCAUCUAUGGUCAGACAUGAUUCGAAAAAAUGCCAAGGUGCUCGAAGCGGAGCAAUGAAAGUACCCGGCUAUAUUUCAUCAAUUACAGAUAUGCUGGAACGUUGCGAUGAUUAUCCGAGGGUUAUAGAUUUCGCAAAUGAUAGCGAUGGAACUCCACCGCUUCUUGAUAAACCGGUUGAGUCUCUUGCACAAUCCAGUUUUAUUCUAGAGGAGAGUCGGCGCAGGUUUGAGAAAGAAACAAAGGAAAUGCGUGAUGACAAAUUUAAGAUUUAUAAGCAUUACAUUCCAAAUUCAAGGGAAAAGGAGAAUUAUGAGAAUACAAAUUCUGAGGAUGGUGAUGAUGGAUCCGUUGAAAUGGAAAUAAGUGAUGAUGGAUCUGAUGACACGAUAGCAGGAGAUGAUUAGAUAAUAUUUUUUUGAAUUAAUAUUACCUCAACGUGGAAGCAAAGAUUUUAAAUAAAUAAAAAAAGAUAAACCUUGAAGCGUUUAAAGAUGAUUUAGUGCUUGUCUUUCCAUAAAAGAGGAUUUAAGAAACAAUGAAAUAUUGCAUGUACUGAAUGAAAUAUGAACUUCUCUCUUUUUAUUUUUGCCUUUCUUUAUACAUGGUAAAUAAUUGCAUUUAUAGGAUGGCUAUUAGAAUUAAUCAUUUAAAGCGA